AGAAUUGAACGUGAUAUAGAUAAUAAUUUGAUUACAUCAACACCAAGAGCUGGAGAAAAGCCUAACAAACAGUUGUCUCGAGUAAGACGGAAAAGCCCAGUCAAUGGAGAAGCUGGUAGUUAUGAAAUGACAAAUCAACAUAUAAAGCAAAAUGGGAAAUUAGAAGAUAAUCCUUCCUCAGGUAGUCCUCCAAGGACUACAUUGCUGGGGACCAUAUUUUCCCCUGUCUUCAACUUUUUUUCACCAGCAAAUAAAAAUGGAACGUCAGGCUCGGAUUCCCCAGGACAAGCUGUGGAAGCCGAGGAGAUAGUGAAGCAACUUGACAUGGAACAGGUGGAUGAAAUCACUACCAGCACUACGUCAGCUAAUGGAGCAGCUUACUCAAAUCAAGCAGUUCAAGUGAGGCCAUCGAUAAAUAAUGGUUUAGAAGAAGCAGAAGAAACAGUUACUCGGGAUAUCCCACCUCUUACAGCACCAGUAACUCCAGAGAGUGGUUACUCAUCAGCCCAUGCAGAGGCCACCUAUGAGGAAGACUGGGAAGUAUUUGACCCCUAUUAUUUCAUCAAACAUGUUCCGCCUCUGACAGAAGAACAACUAAAUAGGAAACCCGCUCUUCCCUUGAAAACGAGAAGCACACCAGAGUUCUCCCUGGUCUUAGAUCUGGAUGAAACACUAGUGCACUGUAGUCUGAAUGAGCUGGAAGAUGCAGCACUUACUUUUCCAGUCCUUUUCCAAGAUGUCAUUUAUCAGGUUUAUGUGAGAUUAAGACCAUUCUUCAGGGAAUUCCUUGAACGAAUGUCUCAGAUGUAUGAGAUCAUUCUUUUUACUGCUUCUAAGAAGGUGUAUGCAGACAAGUUACUGAACAUUCUAGACCCUAAAAAGCAACUGGUCAGGCACCGGCUUUUCCGAGAACAUUGUGUUUGUGUACAAGGAAACUAUAUAAAGGACUUAAAUAUCCUUGGAAGAGAUCUUUCCAAAACUAUAAUAAUUGACAACUCACCGCAAGCCUUUGCCUAUCAGCUUUCUAAUGGAAUCCCUAUAGAAAGUUGGUUUAUGGAUAAAAAUGACAAUGAACUCCUAAAAUUGAUUCCAUUUCUGGAGAAGCUUGUAGAACUGUUAACGUUGGAAGACUAAUGAGAGAAUCAUCAGAUUGAGAAUGAAGAUGUCCGACCUCACAUCAGAGACAGAUUUCGCUUGCAUGAUUUGCUGCCCCCAGAUUAAGUUCAGAGACUUGUCAGAUCACUGAGGGGGGAGAGAGAAUGCAGGACCCUUUGGACUAAGACAAAAACAUUGCCAUUACUGUUGAAAUUUUGCAUUUUUGUACCCCGUCUUGCUUUUCUUAUCUUUGGUGCCCAAUAAUAAUCAAGGGUUACAGAAAGAGACUAUCUCAGAUUGAACACAUACAGUGGGUAGGCUAAAACAGAAGCGUCUGUAGAACUAGUACGACUCCAGUGAAACUUUUUAUGUACAGGACAUCUGCAGUUUAUCAAGAAUUCUGUUUCUGCCACCAGCAGUUUGCCCUGUGUACACAGGAUUUUAUGAUCAUAACAGGUGAAAGUGGACUCUCACUUUCUCUGUUCGGUGCUCUCAGUGGGUUUGUAGCCACUCUUCUGUUACUUUACUAUUCUCAUUUCAACAGGAAUGGCCAGUAAAAGUUGUUUUAUUUUUCCUGUUAAGGUUUAUAACCUUUUUACAUUUCUGACCUGUAUUAGAUUAGAAUCUCAUAAUGCAUUCCUUUUAGUUGAGGCGCUUCAUAGUUUUCUGGAAAUAGUCAAUUUUUAGUUUUUUUUUUUUUUUUAAUAUACAUUUGAAUGGCCGUUUUCCUGCUUUGUCUGCCUGCAUAUUGUAUAUUUGUUUAAAAAUAUUCUCUACUUUUAGUCCAUGUAAGUUUCAUUUAAAAAAAACAUGCAUUUUAUAUUUUGUUCUGUAAUAUUCUACUGUAGGUGAAAUCUUCAAAAAUCAAGAGACUGGGUAGGUAAGAAUAUAUGAAUGACUAAUAUUCAAACGAUUUGAACCAUUGUGAUGACAUGUAUUCCAGAUGGUAAUAUCUUGCAAUGGCACACAUUUAAUGGAUAAAGGUAUACCUCAGACUUCACUGUGCUCACUAACCUUUGAGGAGAACGAGUUCAGUCUCCUGUUGGGCUUGAUUCAGUUACUGCUGCCUUUGGUUUUCUCCAGGAAUGAAGUAUUCAGCACAGUGACUCAGUAUUUACUUGGCAUGGGCUGGUUAGUACCUCUGUUAUACUCUCGGUUACAAUCAGUUUAAAACUCUGUGUAACAGUCUUGGUACCUAACAGUAGCUAUGCAUAAUCCUGUGGCACAGUACACUCCCGGCCACCAGUGCAGUUAAUAUGCUCAUAGUGGUUUUCUAUGCUAUAUGAAAAUAGUCGUCACGCCUUGGUUCUCUAAUGCAGCUACCACAAGAGGUUGAUAUUUUUAUAGUGGCGUGUAAUCUCCUUUUCAGGGGGCUUUUUAUGGAAGGUAGAAUUUGUAAGAGUUAGUAUGCUUUGCCUCUCAACUGCAUUAACAUGCCGCAGGCUCAGACUGUUUUUGUGUAAAGGAUGUCAAAGAACGGCACUUUUUCUAAAGAGAAGUUUGAUAUUUUGUAUGCUUGUUAAGAAAGUACAGUAUUGGAAAUUAAAGGUGGACAACUGAUAAUUGAGGAGUAUGUCAGUUAAUUUUUUAUGUAUAUUACCUGUUUACUUGUACAACUUACUGUACAAAUUACAUGCAGCUUCAUUUUCAAAUGAAUCCUUAAAAUAAGGAAAUCUUUUUAGGAAAACAUUUAAUUUUUGUAUUUUUGAUUUUAAAGGCAUGAGUUGUCAGUUUUCAGUGUAUUAAUGAAGAUUUUAACUUUUCAUCAGGUUGAGUGUUUUCUUACUAUAUUAUCUGUUGUGUAUGUAGUUAGCAUAUGUGUCACUGAACUGUUUAAAACCCUAGCAUGUAGAGCAAGCCUGUUUUGUGGAAAAUCCUUAUUCAUUAAAAAAAAAUAAUAAUCAUGGCAGAUUUUCUGCAAAAAAAAAAAAAGCAAAAGCAUUUGCAAUUCAGAAUACUGAUUUUUUUUUUUUUAUUUUACAAAAGGUAUUUUGCUUGCAGGAACAAUACUACAGAUUCAUUUUAAUGAGAAUCUUUGAAGUGUAUUUAUCUUUAGGGCACCUGGGCAUCUUUAUGCUGUUUGUCUUAUGUCUUUCUUGAAAUAAAAUGUACAUACGUUACCUUUACAUAUGCUCUUGCUCAAAAUUGUGAACCUAGUUAAUUUCUUCCUGAUCCCAUCAUUUUUAUGCUAGUAUAGCAAACCCCAAACCUAUACAAGAUCUAAAUUUUUGACAUGCAUAAUUGUUGAAAGUUUUCCUGAUUAAAUGAAUACAGUCUCAAAGCCCUUCCCACAUCUUUAAGGGGAAAUGUAAACACUUAUACCAUUGUGCCUGUUGGCACUUAAAUGAUAAUAAAGCAGACGCAUUCAAGGAGAGCUCCUUUAAGUCAGCUGAGUAAGAAUGACAAAAUACGUUGUGGGAAAGUUUAUAUGACCUGAGAGUUGAGACCAAAUUAAUUAUUAUUUUUUCCAUUGCUUUAUUUGGGUAAUUCUAAAGUUGUUGACACAAAGUAUAAAUUACAAAUAAACAAUUUAGCCAGCUACUUCCCAUCUCAGUAGAUUAUCUUCCAGUCAUAUCUUAUCUUUGUUGGUAGCUGUAGAACACUUCCAUUUAGGUAGUGGGAGGUGUAUAGUUUUUGAAUUGAGACGUGCCCAGCUGUCAAUGCACACAGUAAACAUGACUGUAGUAAAUGCAGGGGCCAUGGAUCCACGAGGCACAGCAAGCUACCUGUGUACACAUUACAACUCUUAGGACCUAUUAAAAUUGUGCUAUUUCCAGUUAUGAAUGUUUGACUUUUAAGACAUUCUUUUAAAUAUUUGUAUCAUUGUUAGAGGAUGUUUUAAUUGGUUGUAUUUUUUAAUCCCAUGUAAUAUAUGUAGUCCUGACCAGAUUUACUACCAUUUUUCUCUGGGUCCUAAAAAAGAAUUGAUGACAAUUCGUAACCAGAAAUUGUUUUAUAUUUGCUAGUAUGUAUAUUUAUUUAUCCAAUGGCUUUAUUUGUUUCCCAAAAUUGUAUUGGGACUUGUUGAAAGCAUUGUGUGACUUCUAUAAAUGGCUAUUUUCUUGUAACUGUCA
This is a messenger RNA of Peromyscus eremicus (cactus mouse), 4169 nucleotides long. RefSeq names its product CTD small phosphatase like 2 (gene Ctdspl2). NCBI's taxonomy places the organism in Eukaryota, Metazoa, Chordata, Mammalia, Rodentia, Cricetidae. Gene Ontology annotation, molecular function: phosphoprotein phosphatase activity. The record is from RefSeq and is a predicted model, not a curated record. The transcript is spliced from 12 exons. Bases 127 to 1134 code for a protein of 335 amino acids.